Molecule: messenger RNA, 1691 nt
Organism: Blastocystis hominis
Lineage: Eukaryota; Bigyra; Opalinata; Blastocystidae
Exons: 5
Coding region: 1-1614 (537 amino acids)
Biological process (GO): tyrosyl-tRNA aminoacylation
Molecular function (GO): tRNA binding; ATP binding; tyrosine-tRNA ligase activity
Source: RefSeq, a predicted model, not a curated record
AUGGAAGGAAGAUCAACCAUUGCGAGAAAUAUUGAUUUGACGAAAGUGUUGACACCAGAAGAGAAGUUUGAGAUUAUUACCCGUAACCUGCAGGAGGUGGACGGAGCUGAGGAGCUUAAGGAGAUCUUGAAGACUCGUGAUCUCAAGAUUUACUGGGGAACGAGUCCCACGGGAAGACCUCACAUUGGGUAUUUUGUGCCAAUGAGCAAGAUUGGCGAUUUCCUCAUUGCGGGUUGCGAGGUGACGAUCCUGUUCGCCGAUCUGCAUGCCUACCUUGACAACAUGAAGUCUUCUUGGGAGUUGCUCAAAUUCCGCACUGAAUACUACAUUCGUGUGAUUAAGGGCAUGCUCCGCUCUCUGGGCAUUCCCCUGGACAAACUGAAGUUUGUGACGGGAAGUGAUUACCAGCUCUCCGCCGACUACACUCUGGAUAUGUACCGUCUCUCCUCUCUGGUGACGGAGCACGACGCGAUCAAGGCCGGAGCGGAAGUGGUGAAGCAGGUUGCGAACCCGAAGAUCAGCGGCAUUCUGUACCCCGAGCUGCAGGCUUUGGACGAGGAAUACUUGCACGUGGAUGCGCAGUUCGGCGGCACGGACCAGCGCAAGAUCUUCAUGUUCGCGAAGAAGUACCUGCCCAAGAUCGGUUACCAGCCGCGCAUUCACUUGAUGAACUUCAUGGUUCCUGGCUUGGUGGGCGAGAAGAUGAGUUCGUCGGAGGAGAACAGCAAGAUCGAUCUGAUCGACGACUCCAAGACCGUGCUGCGCAAGAUCCGCACCGCGUUCUGCGAGCCGGGCAACGUGGAGAAGAACGGCGUGCUGUCCUUCGCGAAGAUGGUGCUGUUCCACAUCGUGGAGCUGCCCUUCGUCGUCGACCGUCCCGAGAAAUACGGCGGAAAGCAGGUCUUCAACACGCCCGAGGAGAUGGAGCAGGCCUUCGCCGCGCAGGAGCUCAGUCCGCAGGACCUGAAAGAGGCGGUGGCGAAGUACUUGAACCUGCUGCUGGACCCGAUCCGCGCGUCCUUCGACAACCAGGAAUCGCGCGAUCUGGUGUUCAAGGCGUACGGCACCAAGCUGAAGGCGCCGCAGAGCGAGGACGCGACACCCGCGCUGCCUGCAGUGUGCCGCCUGGGCUUCAAGGUGGGCGAGAUCACGAAGAUUUGGGAGAUGGAGGGCAAGGACUCGAUCUACUGCGAGGAGAUCGACGUGGGCGAGGAGAAGCCGCGCACCGUCAUGUCGGGUCUGCGGCAGUUCUUCUCGAAGGAGGAGCUGCUGCAUCGCAAGGUGGUGGUGGUCGCGAACCUGAAGCCGCGGCGAGUGGGCAGCUUCGUCUCGCAGGGAAUGGUGCUCUGCGCGGAGAACGAGGACGCCUCUGUGGUGGAGCUCGUGGAGCCGCCGGCCGACGCUGCGAUCGGAGAGUGGGUGCAGUUCGAGGGACUGCCGCCGGUGAAUCCCGACGAGGAGGUCAAUCCGAACCGGAAGACCUCGCCGUGGGGCAAGUGCGAGGAGUUCUUCCGAGCGGACAAGGAGGGAGUGGCGGUGUUCAAGGAGAACGCGAUGAUCACGUCCGCUGGAAAGUGCACGGUGAAGACGCUGAGGGAUGUGAAGCUCUGCUAAGGGAGGGUGGAGUGCUCUGCCAAAAGGAGGGUGGAAUGCUGUGCUAAAGGGAGGGCGUAGUGCUCUGCUAAAGGGGA